AUGAGAUUGCCACUCCUCGUCACGCUCCUUCCCCUGCUGCUGGCCUCACUCGCCCUUGCCGCACCUAGCAGCAGCCCAUACGCUCCCUCAUCCUUCAUUCGCAAGGACAGCAUCGCCAUUCCCGCCGGCUGGGCCAAGCGCGCACCAGCCACGGGCAACGAAGUCGUCCACCUUCACCUCGGUCUCGCCAAGAGGGACCAACUUGGCCUCGAGGCUCGUCUUCAGCAGAUCUCAGACCCUGACCACGCGGACUACGGCAAGUGGCUCUCCGCAGACGAUGUCGCCGAGUACUUCUCGCCCUCCGCAGAGACGCGCAGCAUCGUCUCGCGAUGGCUGCAGGCUCAUGGCGUCGAAGAGUCUCACGUUACCAAGCGCAGCGAUAUGGGCAACUCGAUCAGCUUCUCUGUCCCUCUAGCUCAGGCGCGCGCCAUGCUCGGCGACGCCGACUUUGCCUACUUCCAGCACCGCGACUCGGGCGAAGAGCGCUUCACUGCCACGAGCUACUCCCUGCCCCGCGAAGUCGCUCCUCACAUUGACGCCGUCUUUGGUCUUGCCAACUUCGCGCGCGGCGCUUCCUUCCGUGCCCCGUACAAGAUGGUCAUGGAUGAUGACCUCGAGGCUAGCAGCGCUGCGCCCUCGUCCUGCCAGUUCAACCUGGUCACGGCGCAAUGCCUGCGUGACCUCUACGGCACAGCGGACUACAAGCCCUCAGGCAAGGGCCAGUUCAUCGGCAUUAGCGGCUUCCUCGAAGAGUACGCCAACUACGAUGACCUUGCUCAGUACGAGGCAGACCAGCGACCCGAUGCCAAAGGCUACAAGUUCUCUGAAGUCUCCAUCAAUGGUGGCCUGAACGACCAGAGCAAGCCCGGAGGAGAGGCAAGCUUGGACGUCCAGACGGUCGCAGGUAUUGCUUACCCUAUCAACUCAACUUACUACUCGACUGCCGGUCGUCCUCCUUUCAAGGCCGACGCGUUCACCCCAACCAACACCAACGAGCCCUACGAGGACGAGCUGAACUAUCUUAUUGGCCUCAAGAAGCUGCCCUCCGUUCUCUCCACCUCGUAUGGAGACGAUGAGCAGACGGUCCCGCUCGAGUAUGCCAAGCGCAUCUGCUCAGAUAUUGCUGGAUUGACGGCCCGUGGUGUCUCGAUGCUGUACGCCUCCGGUGACAACGGUGUCGGUGACACUGCUUCAGUGUGCAAGAGCAACGAUGGUAAGAACACGACGAUGUUCUUGCCGACUUUCCCUUCGACUUGCCCUUGGGUCACCUCGGUCGGCGCAACCAUGCGCUUCGACCCUGAAGUCGUGACCACGAAGGAGGCAUCAUUCAUCAUCUCUGGCUCUGGCUUCUCCAACUACUUUCCUCGCCCCGACUACCAGAAGAAGGCCGUUGCAGGCUACCUUGCCAAGAUCGGCAACAAGCACGCCAACCUGUACAACCACACCGGGCGUGCUUACCCCGAUAUCGCAGCUCAGGGAUCGCGCUUCAAGAUUGCGGUCAAGGGCAAAUUCGGCGCCGUUUCUGGCACUUCAGCCUCUACGCCCCUCUUUGCUAGCAUCGUUGCCCUCUUGAACGACGCGAGGUUCAAGGCGGGCAAGCCGCAGCUGGGCUUCUUGAACCCUCUAAUCUAUGGCCUGGAGGGCAAAGGUUUCAAUGAUAUUACACAAGGAUCUGCUACGGGCUGCGGUACAGACGGUUUCCCGGCUUUGGAGGGAUGGGACCCUGCCGUUGGGUACGGGACUCCCCAAUUUGACACCCUCAAGAAGCUAGUCGGCGCGUGA
This is a messenger RNA of Jaminaea rosea, 1782 nucleotides long. Its product is annotated as subtilisin-like protein. Gene Ontology annotation, molecular function: serine-type endopeptidase activity; tripeptidyl-peptidase activity. Gene Ontology annotation, biological process: proteolysis. The record is from RefSeq and is a predicted model, not a curated record. The transcript is spliced from 2 exons. The coding region runs from base 1 to 1782 and encodes 593 amino acids. NCBI's taxonomy places the organism in Eukaryota, Fungi, Basidiomycota, Exobasidiomycetes, Microstromatales.